Molecule: messenger RNA, 2778 nt
Organism: Eimeria tenella
Lineage: Eukaryota; Apicomplexa; Conoidasida; Eucoccidiorida; Eimeriidae
Exons: 3
Coding region: 1-2778 (925 amino acids)
Source: RefSeq, a predicted model, not a curated record
AUGAGGCGGCUCACGAAGAUACUGAUUGCUGUUGGGAUUGCGGUGGUGUUGGUGGCAGUUUUGGUUCUUACUCUGGUAAUUGUUUUGAGGAAAGAAGAAUGGAUUGUCCUUGAAAGAAGCUUCUCUUCCCUCAACGACCAUUGCACACAAGAUUGGAGCGGCAACAGCGACUGGCGCCGACGCCGAUGCAAAAUGCCCCUUAUUUGUGCCCCAGCUAACGACCAGAAGACAGGUUAUUGCCGGUUGCCAUGGAGCGAGGGGGAGGGCAAGAGCUGUGCUGCAUCUGUGCAUUUGUGCUCUACGGGCCUCACCUGCGACCCCUACCUGAAAAUCUGUCGGCGGCUUAUUAGUGUGGGCGGCAGCUGUACUGAGCAGAACGCGUUCAUGUGCGAGUCGGGUAUAUGCGGCUACGCCGCUACACAAACGGCCCAGGGGGAGCCCCUGGGGGGCCGCCAUUCUCUGUCUAGGUACUGCAUCGUUAAGGACCUUCCCCCUGGGGCUGCAUGCGACCGCUUCCGCCACUGCGUUACCGACUGCCUGCAGUGCGUCCAGGGCAUUUGCAAGCCCGUGCCUUCCCCCCUAGACCAUCAGCAGAUGCUUUUGGAGCAGCAGAAGGAACUAAUGCUGCCUCUAGCCGUCAAUGGGUUUAGCGCAGAGAACCAGCAAACCGAAGUAGCUGCGCCAGACACGCAGCAGCAAGUCACAAGGAACCUGCAGCGCGCCAGGGGCACGAUGGCAGCAGCUGUCGGGAACGAGGCAGCGCAGGACCGCGACCCCAUGUUGAAGCGGCAGCAGCAUGCGGCUUCAGCAGCAGCAUCUUUAAAUGCAAACAAAGUGUUAGAUGAGCAAACCGUCCGUCAGGCUUGGGAGCAAAGAGCAGCAGAAGCCUCAGCUCUUCUGGGUGAGACCGUCACAGCUGAGGACUUGGCGUCUUUCUUCUCUGUUCCCCGCAACGAGAGCGGGGAGCCCCUAGCGCCACAAGAAGCUCUAGAAAAGAAACAGAACGAAACACAUGUUGAAAACGAGGAAGGGAUCACGGGCCAGCAAGCACUGUGGGGCCCCAGAUCCCAGUAUCAAGCACUGCAGCACCCAGGAGCGGGAAGAGGGACAAUUAUUGACAGACCGCAGCCACGCCCGCUACUCAACGGCUCCCUGGCCAAACGGCUCGCGCGGCUGUUCACCGGCGUGUCGUAUGCAUUCACUCCUGAAGAUCAGCAGCAGCAUAUGAGCUUAAUGCAUACACUGGGGGGGCCCGCCUUUGGCUUCCCUUCUGCGUUGCCGCCGCAGCUGUCACACAGCUUGGCUCCUACCCCUAUUACUACGGGAGGAAUAAAAGCUCCCCUAUCGCAGCAUGACGUGUUCGGGACAUCUUCGUUUGGGAGUCCGGCGGCGGGCACCCCGUCUUUGUCUCUGCAGCAGCAGGAGCAGCUAUCGGCGCAGCUGCAACAACUGCAGCAAUUGCAGCAACCACAGCCGUUCACGUCCUUCGACUCAUCCCUAGAAGCAAUGGAAGCUGCUGGGAUGAAAGGCAAAGCAGCACAGCGAGAGCGCGGCAGCUCUGAGGAGGAGGGAGAGGCUCUUGAAGGCUUGGUGUACCCGGGCAUGCCAAACCCUCUUCUCAAUCCUCUGCAGCUUCUAGGGUUUCAACCAAGGCAGCCCACUGGCCCACUGCCCCCACCUCUGGGAGCCUCACCCGCACUUAACAUGCAGAGGCAGCCCAUGCCGCCCCGCCUGCCUGGAGUUGUACCUCCCCCGCUGGGCCAUGUUCCUCCGGGUCCUCUUCCGCCCCUCAGCAGCGUGCCUUUGGGCGCUUCAGCGUUGGGCGGUACACUCCCGCCACUGCCGCUUCAUCCCAAAGUGCAAACGCAGCUGCUGCCUUCAGUGCCUUACGCUCCAAACGUGGGGCCCCUCAACGGCCUACCUAGCCGACUGCCCACGGAUUUCAAAGGCGGCUGUUGGCUGGACCGCUGCUGUGCCUCGGUGAGGACUGGCGAGAGCAGCGGUGCAGAAAUCAGAUGGAUGGCACACCACUACUGCUCCUUCCUUCACGCAUCUCAGGGCUGCCAGGCUCGGAAACGCGAGGGUGCGACGUGCGUGGGCGAUAGUGCGCGAGAGUGCGAGGAUCGUUUGUCUUGCGUUAACGGAGAAUGCAGUCCCUGGUUUACCUCUCGACAUGCCUCAGCUGGGGACCCUAUUGUGUUGACGGACAACGUGGAUCUAGACAGCGUCUGUGCUCCCUGGCAACGCUUCGAGUACAGCACAAGCGGCCACUCCUCCCAUCUCCCAGGGGGAAUGCCGCCACAGCUGGCGCUGCCUUCUCCCCUGGAAACUCCCAAUCCCUACGGCAACAAUCUGGGGAGAGACAUAGUGCGCACAUUCCGCAAGUUCUCCGGGCGUUGCGUGCCUCUCGAUAAGCGCAGCUGCGUGACAGACAGGGAGUGUUGGGGAGUCGGAGGGUUUGGCUUCUGCGACGUUCGCAGCAAACGGUGCCGCACGCCAUCCUAUCCUGCAUGUCUGUCAAUUCUUAAGGACUUAUACUCUUGCCUGUGGCACGAAGGAAGGUUGAGGGAAACUACAGACGAAUAUAUUGUCACUCACGUGCCCAGAACCCCUCAGUUCAUUCUACAUGAGGCACCAGCCAGUGUUAAUCACGUGCAAAGCAAGUGCAUUCCUUCCGUUGUAAGGGCAAAGAGGGCGGAAUUUGUCAAAUGUGUUCAUGAACAAGGUUUUACGCUGGAGAGGAUCGUCUAUGUGCCGGAUGAAUGGUUCCAGGGAUAA